GGCCGGAAGGCGGCGGCGGCUCCGCCCGGGUGGCGGCAUGGCGGGCUGGGGGCGGCUGGCCCGGCUCGGCGGGCGCCUCUGGGCCGCGGCGGCGCCGGCUCCCGCUCCCGGACACAGGGGUCAGCUGGGCUUUGUAGUCAGACACAUCAACAGUUCAACAUGGUGGCACGAGCAUCUUUCUGAAGAGAAUGUGGAGUUCCUCAAGAAGAUAACUGCAGAGGAGUACAAAGCUCAGACAACCAGCAAGCUGUGCCCUCUGAAAGAUGAGCCAUGGCCACUGAAUAAGUGGACACCAGAUUCCAUCAGAGUUGGUGUUGUUGCAGUAAAACUGGGAAUGAUGCCAAUAUGGACCAAAUCAGGAGAAAAACAUGCUGUCACACUACUUAAGGUCCAAGAUUGCCAUGUUUUAAGAUAUGUUUCAAAAGAAGAGUCAGGUGGAAAAACAGCUAAGCUGCUGGUUGGAGGCAAAAAUGUAUCUCCUUUUUCUAAACCAGAGUCUGCACAUGAAAUUUUUAAAGAAGCUGGAGUGCCACGGAAGCAGAAGGUUACAACAUUUAAUGUAACAGAUGAUGCCAUAAUUAAGCCAGGUACUCCUUUGUAUGCUGCUCACUUCCGCCCCGGGCAGUUUGUGGAUGUUACUGCAAAAACAAUUGGUAAAGGAUUUCAAGGUGUCAUGAAAAGGUGGGGAUUUAAAGGUCAGCCUGCAAGCCACGGCCAGACAAAAACUCACAGAAGACCUGGAGCAAUAUCUACCAAUAAAGCUGCCAAAGUUUAUCGUGGAAAGAAAAUGCCUGGUAAAAUGGGUAACAUCUACAGGACAUCUUUUGGAUUAAAGGUUUGGAGGAUCAAUACAAAACAUGACAUUAUUUAUGUAAAUGGGUCUGUUCCAGGUCACACCAAUUGUCUGGUGAAGGUCAGAGAUAGCAAAUUGCCUACUUACAAGGACUGCAAUAAAAACCCUCCAUUCCCUACAUUUUUUGCUGAUGGAGAUGAAGAACUGCCAGAAGACCUUUUUGAUGAGGAGAUUUUCCAGUUCACAGAUCCAUCUGUCAAAUUCGCAUAAUGUUCCUCGCAUCUUUGCAAACACAGUUUUGUUAUUUUCAUGUACAUUGCAAUGCUGUAUAAAAAUAAGCCUAUGAACUGCAGUCUGGCCAACUGACUUAAAUACUUCAGGUAUUGUCAUUUUGGUCAGGUAAUCAGAUUUCCCACUGUCAGUCUCAAACCUGUACUUAAAGCAACAGGUGUGUCUGAGGGACAGGUUGUAAAGCACACCAAACUGUGUGUCUUCAGUGACCUUUUGUCCUCUGCCCCAGGCUGUGAAAACCUACACAAUCCUGAAAAGCUGUUUUUUUGAAGAUGGUUCCAGUUCAUUUUCUGAAUGUGAGCAAAUUCCAUUUUUCUUUUAUGUGAAGUGUACUGGGCAUCUCUGAUCAAAUCAGAAAAAGGUUCCAAAUUUGCCUUGGCAUCUGAGGUGGGAAGGGAUCCAUGAAAAAUUAUCCAAAAUAAACCAAGAAAAUGCGUGAGCAUUGUUUUGCAGAA
Molecule: messenger RNA, 1539 nt
Organism: Serinus canaria (Common canary)
Lineage: Eukaryota; Metazoa; Chordata; Aves; Passeriformes; Fringillidae
Gene: MRPL3
Product: mitochondrial ribosomal protein L3
Exons: 10
Coding region: 38-1063 (341 amino acids)
Biological process (GO): translation
Cellular component (GO): ribosome; mitochondrial large ribosomal subunit
Molecular function (GO): structural constituent of ribosome
Source: RefSeq, a predicted model, not a curated record